AUAACAAGACUAAGCUAUCAUUGCGGAACCUCGCUUCCUAAAAUCCGUUGCCUAGCUUGCAGAUGUGCAUUUGAGACGUAGCAUAGCCACCUGCACCAUCACCUUCCGUACUGUACCACUGCAAAACAAGUGGAAGGGGAAUUAUACCCAGGGGUGAACCGAAGUAAUUUUGGCCGAUUUUAGGUGCCAAAAUGGCGAGGAGAGAGGAGUGUGUACCAAGGUGGUUGUGGCAUGCUUUUGAUGCACUUGAUAAUGACAAGAAUGGAUCUGCUCCAAAGACAGAAUUGAAGGUCCUGACAGCUCACAUAGGGAACUCACUAGGAGCUGAAAACAGCAAUGCCAUCGCAAAGCAACUCAUGGAGACGUUCCAGGACUCUCCCGCCAUCAGCUUCGACGACUACCGCCACUUCUUGAGGAACAAGGAGUUCCUGGUCCUGGAGGACAUGGACCUGGUCAAGUUGGAGGAGGUGUCUUGGAUGAUCUGUGGGAGUCGCUAUGAGAAGAGGACCAAGAAGGUCCUGGACCACACAGAGAUCUAUAAGAUGUGGAGGAUCUUUAACUUCUUUGCUGAACCAGGAGUGUUCCCAGCUAUUCUAGAUCCACAGGAAGCAAACAUCAUGUUCGAGAAACUUGUAGUUGCCAUGGGAACGAAGUGGAACUUGGAGGAGUUUCAGUCUAAGGUUGCGGUGCUUCAAGAUCUCAGGUUCACAAGCUGUCUGCAGUUCUUUGAGCAGCAUUACACAGGCCGAGUCGACAGUAUGUGCGUGAAGGAAGGCAUCUCUGAGGUGUAUAACAACAUGAUAGAGGAGGUGGAAAAAAUGGGUCAUCUGAAGAAGAAAGGACACAAAGUGACCAACUGGAAGGACCGAUGGUUUGUCCUCAAGCCAGGCAGCAUGGCUUACUUUGUGGAGAAGACUCUCAAGGAGCAGAAAGGUGAAAUUCCUAUAACGACCAAGUGGAGAGUCGAAGUACUUCCAGAUCAAAAGGGCAAUAAAAACUUACUUGUGGUGUAUUCAGAAGACACGUCUCAGGUCAAUACUAAGAAACGCUAUGAACUGAGCGCAUCAGACCCGAGGAACAGACAAGAAUGGGUCACUGCCAUAGAGAAUGUACUGAAGCGGAUGGAAUGUGGGGAAUCCCCUCAUGUUCAGGAACUGGAGAGGAGGAGGGAUGAGAGGAGAAGGAAACGGGAAGAAGCCGAGGAGAUAGACAGGUUACGACAACUUCAGGUGGAGGAGAAUGAGAGGCAGAGACAGAGACUUGCUGAGAUGGAGAGGUUGAGAGACGAAGCAGCCAGUAAAGCUGAAGAGGAGUGCGCCUUGAGGAUGGCAAAGGAGAGAGAGGAAGAGGAGAAUAGGAGGAGAGAGAUGGAGGAAAGAGCAAAGACACAGGCAGAGAUUGAUGCACUUAAAGCUGCUCGUGAUGAGGCCGCAAGGAAAGCAGAAGAGGAGCUCGCUAUGAGGAUGGAGAGAGAACUGGAAGAGGCCAAGAAUAGGGUCAGGGAGAUGGAGGAUAGAGCAAGAACACAGGAAGAAAUUGAUCAACUUACAAUAGCAAGGGAUGAAGCAGCGCGGAAGGCGGAAGAGGAGUUGGCUCUAAGGAUGGCGAAAGAAGAAGAAGAAAGGGAGAACAGGAGACGGGAGGAAGAGCAUAGAGAGAAGACCCAGCAGGAGAUCGAUGCUCUUAGAGCGGCUCGUGAAGAAGCAGAGAGGAGAGCAGAAGGAGGGGCAAGGAAGCUGAUAGAGAGACAGAGAGAAGAAGAGGAGAGGAGGAAAUUGGAGGAGGAAGAGAGAGAAAGACAAGCCAGAGAAUUAGAGGAACUGAAGAAGGCUUACGAGGAUGCAACAAAGAGAGCUGAGAUUGAGGAACGGUUGAAAGAGGAAGACAGGAAGAGGCUAGCAGAGCUGGAGGAAUCACUACAGCACCUAGAACUGGCCCUUGAGGAGGAGAGGCAAGCCAAAAAGGAUGAAGAGAUUGUGCGUGCUCUGCAGUCCAGAAUCCUUUGCGAGGAGACUGAAAAGAGGGAGCAGCUCGAGAAACUAAAGGAGGAGCAGGACGCCCUCCUGAGGCAGGAGCAGGAGAAGAGGGAGCACCUUGAGCAGCGUAGCGAGGAGCUCGUUCAGCAGAGGCUGGAGCAGGCCAGGCAGCUGGAGGUGGAGAGGGAGAGACUCAGGGAGCUGGAGGAGGAGCGCAAGGCUGCUGAUGAGAAACUCAAGGCUGCCAUGGAAAAGCUAACCCAUGCCGAGGAAGCUAAGAAACUGCAGGAGAGAAAGAGGCGAGAGCUGGAGAAACCAGUGGGCCUGGCUCGGCUGAUUCAGCCCCGAGCCAACCCUCUUCUUACCCACCGUGGUGUUGGAGCUUUCACCGCGGCUCAGUUUGAGAUAGAGAAAGAAAAGAGACAGCUCACCAAAGCGGACGAGGCAAGUACUAUGGUGCCAAAUGGAGAAGGAUCAUUGGGUAACCAUCACGGCUCAGAGGUCAACGGGGUCAUCGAAAAUGGAGUAGAAGGUGAAAGGUGAAAGGUCAUUUUAAUUGCUUUAUGUACAUAUAAGUUGAAGAAAUGGGCAGUGUUGAUGAAACCGUUAGAACGACAAAUUCACCAAUAUCCAAUUGAAGUGAUUGUUAACUACAAUAGAGGCGGUUUUGUGAAACACUGCCCUGUUUAACAUUCAGGUGUCAAUACAAUUAUUGCCAAAGUAUUGAUAUUGUUUCUACUAACAUUAAUAUCAUUUGAAUUUAGUAUAAAAAGCAUUUUCUAUGAACUCCAGUCCAAAUUAUCUUGGGGUUAGUAUUCAAUGAAUUCUAUAAAAAAAAGCUGAAGCUUCUGGUUGAAUUUUUAGAAAGAUCCAUGAAUUUUGGAAAUGUAAACCAUAUGAUAUAGUGCUGAUGUUAAGAAGUUAAUGAAACACAAAUCAAAUUUAGAAACUUGCCAACUCGUCAAAUAACAUCAUAAAUAUGAUAAACUUGAUAACACAUUCUUUAUAAAAAAUUUGCUGUGCUUUAUAGGUGUAUCCAAUUGAAUGACACAUAAAAGUUCUAACAUAAAAUAAACGUCUAUUUUUCACUUAACAAUAGUCUGUAUAUUUAUAUUAAAUGCCUUCAAUAAUGCAAUUGGAUGAACUAUUCAAAUUAUGUUCAAAUGCCUGCUUAAAAUGCAUAGUGAAUGAAUGUUUAUGUCCAAACAUACAAUCUUGCACAGAAUAACCCAAAGUUUAUACACCAAUGAAUAUGCACUAUCUGAUUUUGUACUUCUACUCAACAUAAUACAUUUAAUAUAUUUUUUUUUAUUGUAAAAAGUGAAGUAAAAAAAAAAAAAUUCAUAUCAUGUGUAUAAUCCUGAUUUUUGAUAUUUAUACUAUAAUAUGUAAAUCAUUCAUCAUUGAAAGUAUAUUAUUUGCGUGAUUGUUUCACAAAUGAAUUUUUACUGCAACUAAUUGACUCUUCCAGUAUAUAUAUUUAGCAAACACUGAAUUGCUCCAAAGUGGAGGAAACAGCCUUCUUGUAUUCGUGUGCGCACUCAUCCUAUAAAGGCAUAUUUUCUCCUAUUGUCAGUAUACAAGUGCUCACAAUUGUACAGCCAUGAUAUGCCUUUACUGCCCAUUAUGUGGGCUUUCAAGUUUGUCAGUUUGGUCACUUAUUAAUGGAGGUAAUUUUUCUUUAAUUUUAUUUGCUGUUUUAUUACUUCACUUUGGGCAGUACAGUUAUAGUUUGACUAAACAUUUGCUGUGUCUGAACUUUGUUCAUAAUUUGACUGUAAGAGAGCUUGAAGGUUGCUUUUUUAUCAAAUGAUUUUAUCAAAUGAUUGUACCAAUUAAUCUGGGCAUUUUAUAAAUAAAUGUAAUGUCUAUAAACAGGAGAAAACUUGACUGAUGAUAGACAUUGCCACUCAGAAAUGUUGUUGAUAAAAAACAAAUUACACAUUUUUUAUUUGUGUGUUUGUUUGCUUGUAUAUUGUGGGUGUGUUUUGUGUUGUAUCCCUACAUUCUUUUCUUCAACUGUCUUAUAUUUCUCAACAUGGAACACUGUAAAGAUACUGUACAAAUCUGCAUUUUCUAUAU
Molecule: messenger RNA, 4058 nt
Organism: Strongylocentrotus purpuratus (purple sea urchin)
Lineage: Eukaryota; Metazoa; Echinodermata; Echinoidea; Camarodonta; Strongylocentrotidae
Product: switch-associated protein 70
Exons: 14
Coding region: 192-2519 (775 amino acids)
Cellular component (GO): cytoplasm; nucleus
Source: RefSeq, a predicted model, not a curated record